AUGCCGUGCCUCAGAAAUGUUCGAAGCGACAACUUCGACAUUGACGACAUACCAGAAGUGCCAGUCAACUUUGCACGUUACCUGGACAACUACAUCCAGACUCGCAUGAUUCUGAUGGUGGAAAGAACAGACAAAACGAUCAGCAAGACGAAGGUCGCCAACGAGAUGUUCCGCCACACCUUUCAGAAAAGUCGCAACGCCUUCCAGGGACUUGAGACACAGGUUUUCGUGACCAUCGACAUCAUCAAGAAAGUCCCCGAGCUGCGAGAAGACCACAGAGCUCUUAUCCGAAGAAUGUAUGACCAGGCUUCAAAGAGAUGUGAAUUGCAAGACGAGUCGCAUGAGGUCUACUUUAACCACCACUUGGACUACAUCAUCAAUCUCUUCAGCGACACUAGUAGCCGCAAAGACUACAUGGUUGACACCUUUAUCCCCAUGAUUGAUGACUUCCUCGAUACUAUCGGCGAGGAAGAUCCCUAUCACGCCCAGAUCCGCGGUCAUCGCAAUACCGUACGCCUGCUCGUACGCGCCGUAGAUGCCAUGCUCCAACAAUAUGGAAAUUUGUUCUUUGGCAAGAGGCAGAUUGUGCGACCUUGCAUCGACGAUGGCGAGAACGACGACGACGACGACGAGACUGAACAAGACCCAUCCAAUCUCCAUGAACUUUUGCACCAAGACGAGGCCGCCCGCAAGAGCCUUGAGCAAAAGUUGGACGUCCUAAAAAUGGAGCUUUUCCUAGCCGAAGCACGAACCAGCGUCGAGGCAAAGAUGGCUAUGCUCAGCAUGGAUGUUUCUGGCGUCGAGGAGUGA
Pestalotiopsis fici W106-1 is the source of this 810-nucleotide messenger RNA. RefSeq lists its product as uncharacterized. The record is from RefSeq and is a predicted model, not a curated record. The transcript has a single exon. NCBI's taxonomy places the organism in Eukaryota, Fungi, Ascomycota, Sordariomycetes, Amphisphaeriales, Sporocadaceae. Bases 1 to 810 code for a protein of 269 amino acids.